AUGUCCUGGAUCCCAAAGCGCACUUUACACGAAGCGGAGGCCAUUCUCUGUGGGCCGGGUCAGUUGCACGAGCUCGAGACACGCCUAGUCGAUGGCCGGAUACAGCGAGUAUAUAAAAACCUCUGGCCUUCUCUCCGUGACUUUUGGCUUUGGGUCGCCCAAGAAUACAAGCACAAGACCUAUGUUGUCUUCGAGAAGGACAGGAUCAGUUACGGGGCGGCCUUCGAACGCUCAGUUAAAGCGGCAUCUGUAUUUCGUCAUGUAUAUGGCGUAAAGAAGGGUGAUCGAGUUGUUAUAUGUUCGCGCAACAUACCAGACUAUCUCGUCGCACUCUGGGCAUGUCAGUUGAUCGGUGCCGUCUCGGUCUUUGUGAACGCUUGGCUUCCGGCAGAGCCAACGAAGCAUUGUUUCGUUAGCACUCGCUGCAAGCUGGUCAUCCUGGACUCACCGCGAGCUGACUUGGUCGAGAGCUUCGCGGGAGAGAUUGCAAGAGAGGCAGGGACAUCUGGAUUCCUUGUCUGGCAGCAUUGGGAAGGGAAGGGCAAAUGGAAUGGCAUGCAGAUAUGGUCCAAUGUCUUGGAUUCCUAUCAAGGAGAACUGAAAAGCGUGUUGGAUGAUCCCGGUCUUCUGCCAGAGGAUCCCGCCACUAUAUCUUUCACUUCUGGGACCACUGGGUUGCCCAAGGGGGUCUUGAGCACGCACCGAAUGUUCCUGACAAAUGUCUUGAACGUUCUUGCGGGUCCCUUUCGUGCAAUCCUCCGUCGUGGAGGAUCCCUUCCUCAAUUUCCGUUGCCUGACGGACCACAGAAGGGAAUACUAGUAUCAGUACCCUUAUUUCACGUUACAGGUCUCACAAGUUUAGCGCUUUUAGGGACCAUGACAGGCAUGAAAGUCGUGUUCAUGCGAAAAUGGGAUGCUGAAGAAGGCGCCAGGUUAAUCCGCGACGAACAUGUCACCAUUGCGGGAGGUGUCCCCUCCAUGGUGGCCGAUCUGAGUGAAACUUCUGCCGCUGGCCAACCUCUCGAGUCGCUGUUGUUCGGUGGAGCUUCUGCGCCUGAUUGGCUUGCCAAGCAAUCUCGCAAGGCCUUUCCUACUGCCACAAUGACUCAAGGGUACGGUCUCACGGAAACUAACAGUGUUGCCGUCGGUUUCGCUGCAGAAGAUUAUCACAUGCGGCCCACGAGCGCGGGGCUUGCAAUGCCUGUCAACGACGUUUUGAUUGUAAAGGACGACAAAGUUCUUCCUCCUGGAGAGCUUGGGGAGGUCUGGUUACGUGGUCCAAAUAUCAUGAAGGAAUACUAUGGCGAUCCUCGGGCAACCUCUUUGGCCAUCACCAAGGAUGGUUGGCUGCGGUCUGGUGACAUCGGCUUCCUCGAUCACGAGGGAUUUUUGUACAUCAGAGAUCGAAUCAAAGAUCUUAUCAUUCGGGGAGGAGAGAAUAUUGACUCUGUCUCCGUUGAGAAUGCUGUAUCUGCAGACGAUCGGCUGUUGGAAGUGGCUGCAGUAGGUGUACCAGAUCCGCGUUUGGGUGAACUAGUUUCCGUCAUAGCUUCCGUCAAGCCAGCGUAUCAGGGCAAAGUUCUGGAACAAGAGGUCAUAGAAAUCGCCAGUCAGAGACUUCCUCAUUUUGCUGUCCCCGUCAUGAUUUUCUUGCAAACUGAACGUCUCCCUCGCAACCCAUCGGGUAAAAUUCUCAAACGCGACCUGCGCGAACUUGCUAAGGAGGAGUGGUUGAAAAGAAAUGGUAGGGCCCUAGACAGCAAGGCUAAAUUAUGA
This is a messenger RNA of Heterobasidion irregulare TC 32-1, 1776 nucleotides long. It is a transcript of the gene acs3, whose product is annotated as expressed putative fatty acid biosynthesis enzyme. The transcript has 16 exons. NCBI's taxonomy places the organism in Eukaryota, Fungi, Basidiomycota, Agaricomycetes, Russulales, Bondarzewiaceae. The record is from RefSeq and is a predicted model, not a curated record. The coding region runs from base 1 to 1776 and encodes 591 amino acids.